AUGAGACACACGAUUUGGCGGCAAGAGCUUUCAAAGUUACACGUUUUCAAACGUAGCAUUACAAUUCUACAGACACCUUCAGUGACCUCGGCCGCAACAUUGACUACAACAACAUCUGCUGAUCAGACUGAAGUUUCGGCCGUUCCUAAAGCGGAGUCAAUUCCAAAGACCAUAGCCAGCGGAGAUGAGCCAAUUUUCACAACCAUUGGAACACCUCCAUCUAUACUCACAGUUAGUAUACCACCCUCGGUGCCUAUAUACUUGAAAAAAGGGUCUUUAAUGUCACUCUAUGGAGGUGGCAAUGGUUCCAUCAUUAACAAAUUGACGUCAAGUUUGGAGAUCCGUAAUGCGGUCAGCAGAUUCUACUACGGUGGAAUUUCUUCAACAUACCAGAAGAUUACUUCUACAGUUCCCCUCAACGCUCUCGUCUCAGCAUUCGAGGCUCGCAAACUUUCUCGCUGGAUACCUAACAGAAGCGACGCACAACGCUCGUUCGUGAACUUGGUCCUUGAUGGUCGCAUUGAUUGGGUUAUAGUACCACCAAAAGCCAUACAGUGUUACACUGGAGCUUCUCUAUUCCUGAACCUCCAUGUUUUUCCUCGCGCUUCCGGAUUAUUCAGAGCUUGGAAUGCUGGAUACACAUUGGCGAAUGGAAGAGGAACCAUCUCGUUGGUUGGUGACGGACAGGUGUAUAAAAUAACCCUGGGUGAGGGCGAAGAAUUACUUCUCAAGCGUGAAUCAAUACUGGCAAUCAGUGUCAAUGGUCAUUCGGAGCUGAGCAAUGGCAGCAUUAGUGGAAAGACUCUUUCGAGAAACUUGAAAGAGACCGAAAAAACCGAAGAAACUGGACCAGAACCCAUCAUAAACCCGGACGAUGCAGUUACUGAGAACAAAUAUUGGACGCAACUGAAGACGGUCGCUAGUUGGACAACUGAAAAAGCUGCGAAGCUGAUCGGAUUUGCAUCCGGCUCUCUGAACGAGUCUCUUGUUGGUAAUGGCGGGUUCGUGCAAGUGAAAGGCCCACGCUCCAUUCUUCUGCAGACCGGUUCAGGUACCGACAAGAUCAGCCUGGGAAACCAACCAGGGAUAGCAGACACGGAGAAGUUCAUCACUGAAAAAGGCAAGUUUUUGCAGCCACAAAGAUCGUCCGCAGACUUUUUGAAGUACGCAACGGUGAAGGACGGUAAGGUGGAGUUCAAGAGUACCCCGGAUUUCAGCAAGACAGUUGCCGAGAUACGAGGCCAAAAAGCAUAG
This is a messenger RNA of Kuraishia capsulata CBS 1993, 1254 nucleotides long. RefSeq lists its product as uncharacterized. Gene Ontology annotation, cellular component: mitochondrial inner membrane. The record is from RefSeq and is a predicted model, not a curated record. The coding region runs from base 1 to 1254 and encodes 417 amino acids. Lineage: Eukaryota; Fungi; Ascomycota; Pichiomycetes; Pichiales; Pichiaceae. Gene Ontology annotation, biological process: inner mitochondrial membrane organization. The transcript has 2 exons.